This is a messenger RNA of Manis pentadactyla (Chinese pangolin), 6125 nucleotides long. RefSeq names its product adenosine deaminase tRNA specific 1 (gene ADAT1). Gene Ontology annotation, biological process: RNA processing. The coding region runs from base 351 to 1790 and encodes 479 amino acids. Gene Ontology annotation, molecular function: RNA binding; adenosine deaminase activity. The transcript is spliced from 10 exons. The record is from RefSeq and is a predicted model, not a curated record. Lineage: Eukaryota; Metazoa; Chordata; Mammalia; Pholidota; Manidae.
AUGGAGGAAGGAGCCUAGGGGAAGUAGGCUUUCCUUCCGACCCCGGCAGCCAACCGCCUUAUCUGUUCUUUGAAAAGGAUGUAGAUUUUGAAGCUCUUUGCAGCUAUUAGAACGUGCGGUCUUGUGGGCAAAGUAAUGCCUGUUUAACUGAGCUGUUGUUCCAUAUGAAGAAGUUAUUCAACAUCUAGGAGACAGUGGAUUUGAAUUUUAGUAGGCCAAUAUAGCAAAAACAGUUAAUUCAACUACUGUGGACACUCACCAGACUCAACCACGAUGAGGUGAUCAUACGGUCUGGGCUGCUUCAUCUUAGGGAGUCAACGUUUCUUCACGUUCUGUCUUCUUUGGCUAUUAUGGUUUGUAAUGUGCGCCUCUGGCUUAAUUACAGGGCCUCUGCACCAGCUCAGACCAUGUGGACUGCGAAUGAGAUUGCAAGGCUGUGUUAUGAGCACUAUGGGAUCAGGCUGCCCAAGCAGGGAAAGCCUGAGCCCAACCGCGAGUGGACUUUAUUAGCAGCCGUGGUGAAGAUCCAACGCACAGCUGACCGGGUCUGUGACUGCCCUGACAAACCACUGCAAGUAACGAGAGAAGUUGUCUCAAUGGGAACAGGAACAAAAUGCAUAGGCCAGUCCAAAAUGAGGAAGAACGGAGACAUCCUCAAUGACAGCCAUGCUGAGGUCAUAGCCAGAAGGAGUUUUCAAAGGUACCUUCUCCAUCAGCUCCACUUGGCGGCCGCCCUGGAGGAGGAUAGUAUCUUUGUCCCAGGGACUCAGAGAGGACUGUGGAAACUCAGACCAGACCUCUUGUUUGUGUUUUACUCCAGCCAUACUCCCUGUGGGGAUGCUUCCAUCAUCCCAAUGCUUGAGUUUGAAGAUCAGCCUUGCUGUCCUGUCAGUAGAGACUGGGCCAGUGACCCAUCAGAAGCCAGUGGUAACCUGGAAGCUCCUGAAAACAAAAGGAAAUAUGAAGACCUGGACAGUACUGUGACCAAAAAGAUGAGGUUUGAGCCCGGGGCUCCUGAUGGUAUGGCUCACCAUCAGAGCUUUGGCAGUCAGAGAAGCAGCCCAGUCCCACCACAUGUCAGCAGUUCCAAUCUCACUGCAGAGGAAUUGGCUGCUGUCACCAGAAAGGCCCCCAAUGGUGCCAAAGUGGUGGACGUCUACAGAACUGGAGCCAAGUGUGUGCCUGGAGAAGUCGGAGACUCCGGGAGGCCUGGGGCUGCAUAUCACCAGGUGGGGCUGCUCCGAGUGAAGCCAGGCCGGGGAGACAGGACUCGCUCCAUGUCCUGCAGUGAUAAGUUGGCGCGGUGGAAUGUCCUCGGAUGCCAAGGGGCACUGUUGAUGCACUUCCUGGAAGAGCCCAUCUACCUGUCAGCUGUGGUCAUUGGGCAGUGCCCGUACAGCCAGGAGGCCAUGCAGAGGGCGCUGACAGGGAGGUGUCAGGACGUCUCACCUUUACCCAAAGGCUUUGGAGUUCAAGAAGUGAAAAUACUGCAGUCAGAUUUACUAUUUGAACAGAGCCGCUGCGCAUUGCAGGCAAAAAGGGCUGACAGCCCAGGCCGACUUGUUCCUUGUGGGGCAGCCAUCAGCUGGAGCGCAGUUCCUGAGCAGCCAUUGGACGUCACUGCCAACGGCUUUCCACAGGGAACAACGAAGAAAGGAAUCGGACACCUUCAGGCCAGAUCUCGAAUCAGCAAAGUGGAACUCUUUAGAUCAUUCCAGAAGCUGCUAAGCAGUAUUUCAGAAGACAAAUGGCCAGACACACUCAGAUCUUGGCCAAAAAUGAAAGAGUAGAAGCAGGACAAAACUGAAUCAAUAAGACAUGAUUAUCAGUCUCCUCGAUUAUAAGAUGGCAAGGACAGGGCUAAAGGUCAGGGCAGAGACGCAAAGAUAGCUCAGAGGAGCCAGACCCAAGUUUGAUCAAAGGAAAGAAUCUUCAUCAGAAAAAAAUCUUUUAACUGGGAAUAAGUAUUAAAAUAUUGCUCAGCAUGUCAGCCAUUCUUCAGCAGUCCAAGACCAUGGAGGGAUUCAGAAAGGGGUGUUGGCUGGCACUACACAGGAGGAUAUGCAUAAUGGAAAGUGGUUUGGGAAUAUGCACCCAAGAAAUUUCUAAUGGCUAGAUCCUCAGGUGGAAGUUAUAGAUGCUGAGAAAACUGUAAACCAAACAGUAGACAGUUACUCUUGUUUUAUCUGAUUCCACCAGGACCAGACAAAAGUAGCAUUCUGUUUAUCCUUACCUGCUGUUAUCCAUGUUGCUGUCUAGUGAAUAUCCUACAAGGAGACCAAGUUGCUCUAAGAAAGCAGAGCAGAUUCCUCCCAUUCCUAAGUCUCCUGGUAUAAAUCUGUUCAGUUGAUCGCUCAGGUAUCUUGUUGGCCAUAGGGUUGAGCUGUCCGGUGAAAACCCAUGUGCCUGAUGGUGUGUGUAUGUUAGGCUGCAGAAGCUGGAGACAUACCAGGAGUACAAGGAGGCUGCAUCUGCUUACCAGGAGGCCUGGAACAUACUCCGGAAGCAGGCCUUUGGAUCCUGGAUCAGAAAUCCACCAGAAUAUCACCAGUUUAAAUGAGAAGGGAAGACUUGUGAAGAGCUUACUGUAGCGGAGUUUCCCAGCCAUUCAUACUGGACUGCUGCUUCCUUUGUGCUGGACAAAGCUUAGCUUUCCUUCCAGCUGAGUCAGGAAAAAAGUUCGCCAUCUACCAGAGAGACACAUCUCUUCUGUGUAAUAUGAACGGAAUUCUGGAACAUGGGACAUCUGUACUUAAAGAAGCUCUAUGCUAAAAUGGCAUCUUGCUGAUGACCUUGCUAUCUGUCCUAACUUGUGUUUUAUUGCUAUUCUAAAACAUGGAAUAAGAAUUUGGAAUAUGAUGCCUUAAAAGCACUCUGUAGUAGCUCCAUCUUGUGUGGGCCUAUGAUGAUUCAGCUAGUAUUUAUUGGGCUGAGAUGGUGUUUGAAUCCACAGGUUUCAGAGCUUCACCUGGCAGCAUGGACAUACCAUUUUAUAUGCCCAGGCUUUCUUCCUGUGGAGAGCUCCCCUUUCCUGCCCUAUCCAUGGGACUUGGAUAAAGCAAACCUUACUCCAUGGAAUGUGAACCAGCCCUGCAGCUAUUGGCAGAGGCAGCAGGAAAGAUCGUCUCUCCCUGUGUAUCAGGAGCUGACUCUUGGGACUGCCAGGGGCUGCCUUUGUCACCACAGAGACAGCCCGCUUGAGAAUGAAGGCAGGAAGGAAGGAAACCGCCAAGGGAAUCGGACCUCUAGCAACCUUGCUUGGAUUUCUGAAGCCUCUGGCCCACCCUGGACUUCAAUAUGUGAGAUAAGUUCGUAUUGGUGUUUCAAGCACGCCUGUUUGAGUAGGUUUUCUAUGACUUUCAACUGAAAGAGUUCUGUCCAAAAGUCGCUACAUCCUAACAGCAACAGACCUAACAACCAACCUGUUUUAACAGACAUCUAAUAUUUAACUGCCAACCUCUUCACACCUCAAAUUAUGGACUGAAAGUGGAAAUUCUCCAUGCUGGGAUUACUCAAGGUCCUUUUGGCUCUUGAGAAUUUUUGUAUAACUUUAAAUAUAUUUUAAUAGCAGUUUUAUUGAGAUAUGGGUCACAUAACCAUAAAAUAUACCCACUUAAAAUGUACGAUUUAGUGGUUUUUUAGUAUGUCAACAGAGUUGUGCAACCAUCACAGAUCAAUUUUAGAAUAUUUUUUGUUCUAAAUGGGGGGAACACUAUUCAACCCAGUAUGGUACCAUUAGCCCCCACUUGCAGUUCCCCUCAACCCUCCUGGUUCUAGGGCAACCAAAAAUCUACUUUCUGCCUCUAUGGAUUUGCCUAUUCUGAACAAUUCAUAUAAAUGGAAUAGGUGGUGUUCCUGGCUUCUUUCUGUGACUGGCUUCUUUCACUUAGCAUGUUUUUAAGAUUCUUGAUGUCAUAGCAUGAAUUAGUACUUUAUUCCUUUUAUGGAAUAAAAACAAAUCAAUUUAUGGAUGUAUUAUGUCUUGUUUAAUCAUCAGUUGAUGGACAUUUAGGUUGAUUUUUUGGCUACUGCAGAUAGUGCUACUCUGAACAUGUGUGUACAAGUUUGUGUGUGAACAUGCGUUCUUAAAUUGUUUUUGUUUACAGAAGUAAUACAUGUUUGUCCUAAAAAAUUAUUCUUGAAUUUUUUUCCAUCAGAAAUCCUUUUAGAUAGCAGGAAAGCAAGGAAGGCAAAAACACCACUACCCAAAGGCCAGGCUCUCCCGUAUGUUGCUUUGACCAGAGGGAGUCUUUUGUGUGACCCCAAAUCCCAUGUUUGUGCAGGAGCUUUUAUCUACAGAAGACUAUAGAUCUCUGUCUCAUGAUAUUCUAUUUUAAAGGAUACAGAUUCAUAUGAGACUGUAAGGGGGUAAUGUCUUUUUAUUCCUAAAUUUUAUGGCAAAUUUAUCAAAUUUGCACCAAAAAAAAAAAAAAGAAAAAUCCUAAAUUUAGAUUUCAGAACAGACUGGGAAAACCUGGAAGGCCAGAGAUGAGAGGCAGCCUCACCUUAAGCUUCUGCCUGUUCCCUUAAGAGCUAAACAUGGUGCUUAGACAUUCUACCUAAAUCUCUUAAAUUCUUAUAAUUUCACCUAUGCCUCAAAGUCACAUCUCUGAAAUAUUGGCAGGUUCUCAAAUUUCAUACAUUUAAUUAGAUCACGUGUUUUACUACAUUUUCUUCACCCAUAUUUGGCUAGUAACUCCUAAUUUUUAAACACAUUUUCUUUUAUUUUUUAACUUGUUGCAGAAAUUUUCAAAUAGACACAAAAAUAAAAUAGCACAGUGGACGCCCAUGAACCCAGACUUAACGACCAUCAGCUUUAUGCUGUUAUCCAAUCUAUUCCCCCUCCCUCCAAUUUCUUUUCCCUUGGAGCAUAUUCUAAAGCAAGUCCUAACCAGCAUAUGUCACCAAACAACAUUAAUAACUCCUUAAUGUCUAUUAUGCAGUCUGUGUUUGGGUUUCCCCUGUUGUCUCAACAAUGUCUUUGACUACUGAUUUGUUCCGUUAGGAUCCAAAGUCUACACAAUGCAUUUGAUUGGUUUGGCUUCGUCUCUCUUUUGUCUCACUGAAUCUGUAACAGCCCACCUGCCUUUUUUAUGUGUUUAACAAAUGGGUCAUUUGGCCGGUAGAAUACCCCAAUUCUGGAUUUUGCCGCUUAUUCCCUCCCACUGUUGAUAACAGGUUCCUCUAUCCCCCCCCCAUUUCCUACAACUUUUCAGCCACAUGAAGAGGCUUGAUUAGAUUUAGGUUCAAUUCCUUUGACUCAAAUACUUCUUGGGUGACUACAUAUACUUCUGUUGCAUAAUAUCAAGAGGAACAUAACAUCUGGUUCUCCUACUUUGAGUGACUGAGUGAUGGGUUCAUUGGUAUCAGCCCAAUCUAACCCAUUAUGAUUUUCACCAUUACCCUUUCACCUGGUGAUAAAAAGCUGGCUCAGACCAUCCUCAGGUUUGAUGAUUCACUGGACAGACUCAGAACUCAGAAAAUCUGUUAUUUUCAUAGUUAUAGUUUAUUACAGUGAAAAGAUGCAGUCAGCAAAGGAAAAGCCCAUGGGCAAAGUCCAGGAGAAAACAGGUGCAAGCUACUAGUUGUCCUUUCUGUUUUAACCAUGUGCCUCUAAUGCUUUGACAUCUGGGGCCUUGCUGACUUGGAGAGACUGCUCCCCACCCAGCGCUCGCCAGCUCCUGGAGUGAGUAAAAGGCUCUUCAGUCAGUGCACCUUUUAUACAUACACCAACCAGACCUGUACUCCCACCACUCUCUCGAUGGGGCUCUCACACCCUGGGCCACUAUCCGCCUGCCCGAAUCACCCCAGGGCCAAGAACCAGAAAAUUAGGGAUGGCCCCACGUGCCUCAGAGCCCACUGAAAUUAGUUAAACUAGCCAAUCCCAUGCCUGUCUACCCUGCCCCGCACCUUCACCCCACUUCAUAGUAAUGGCUCUUGCCCACGUGGCAUCCUUGCUUCCUCUGCCUCCUGACCAACCCUGGCUUCUCCAUGUGGCUCCUUGGGGCAUGGCACCCUCCCUCCUACAUUUUAAAACACUCUCCCAGUGGAGUCGGACACCCAGUACUUAAUUCCCCCAGCAUGAUGUGUGACAAUACUUGCAAAGCAUUGCCAGUCAGGGAAAC